CAGAGCGCGUGAAGAUGGAGCCCAGUGCAGCCGCCCGUUUCCACGACUCUGUGACACAGUUUAAAACCUACGAAGAUUACCUGGACUCCAAAGUGACGCCAACGGAUUUAUUUUACUUAAAAAGCAGGGAGUUGGCCCGUAAGCUGGUGGAGCACAGCCACAAGGGCACAGUCCUGAGCAGGGAGGAAUUUGAGGAGAAGAAAGCAGCUGCACAGGCUGCAGAGGCUGCAAAGAGCAACACUCUCUACAGCAGUAGCCAGCCAAUGACACUGGCAAGUGCAGGAAAAGAACUCAAAGAUAACUUCCUGAAAGCCCUGGCAGAGCGAGAGGAGGCCAACCGCAGUGGGAAAAUGACUUCGGUCAUUUUCAUAAGGGAUCAUAAUACUCUUGGACAGGAAGUAUCUGGCUAUAUAGACUACGCCCACAGACUCAAGACCCAAGAUUUUGAACCAUAUUUCAGCGGAAAGAAGAGACUCAUGCCAGGACGCUCGGAUUUAUGCUACUACAACUGGAAGACACAGGUGUCCACGUCCAACUCCAGCCCUAACUUCGAGGUGAUUUAUGACGACCCUAACGGCCUUCUCUUCAAGAACAAAAGGGACAAGAAGAUCCUGAAUGUGGACCCCUUGUCUGGUCCUGGUGAGGACUCCAUCAGGACAUUCCUGCAGUCGGACCUCUACAUCCAUGUCGUCAUCUACGACCACAACAUCAGGACAGUCUGAGCUUCAGAGGCUGCUGCCGACACAUUCAUACAUAUGGCAUAUAUUGGAGAGCACUGGAAGCCUCUAAUUUGACUGAGUUGCUGCAGUCAUUUACAAACUGUUGCCCUCAUAUCAUGCAUGCCAUCUGGGUGGAGGUGCUGCUUUAAACGGAGGAUUCCCAGAGGAAGAAGUGGACGGACUAGACAACUUCAGAUUUUGUGACGUUAUCCUCUGAUAAAGCUGUUGAAUAAUUUUACUGUGAAGCUUUGAAUUCUUUUCUCCCACUCAGUGAAGACCCAGUUUGGCUCAGUUUAUUUGGCAUUUCCCGGAGGAAUGGAACCUGCUCGGGGACCCCGGGCUCGUCCCGUCGUUUGGCCUGGCAUGUUUUGGGCUGUUUGUCUAAACAAAUUAAAGGCGUAAGAGCUUUGAAAGAUGAUGGGGGUUGCUUUUAUGUCCUCCCCCAGGCUGCGGUAGCUCCAAUUGGACUGGAAGAAUGGGUAAUGGGCUUAAAGCAUUCCGCAUGUUCCCAGAUGCAAGGCACACUUUACAGGACAUCAAAGUGCUCUGUCAUUUACAUAUUAGUCAUUCACUAUGGCAUUUUUUAAUGGAAGGCAACACUAUAAAUAACCUGCUUUAGGAAUUAUUUAGGAAGCACAGAAGACUUUUAGAAACGUUUGUCCCUUUCAACUACAUUUUCUUUUUUUUGCAUUUAUUGUUUGAACACAUGGUAGGAAUCAGCCCCACCACAAGUAACAUUAUCUAUGUCUAUAAGCUAACAAAUUACAGGGUCUUUGUUAUUUGUUUAGAAAUUAGUUUGUAGGCUCUGCAGACACAUAUGGGGGGACACUUUUUCCAUUUGGUCACAAAGAAACAUCCUGCACAUGUACAAGCUCUGUGGAGGCAUUCAUGUGCAGUCCCAACACAGAAUACAGUGUCCACUUUAUGCAAACAUGAACUUUUAACUCAGCAGUGAACAUUUUCCUCCAUUUCUUUAAUUGCUCCUAAAAUGCUGUCAAAUGAAAAUGUAAACUAAAGGAACAAAAGUACAAAAAAUUCAGGUUUCUUAUAAAGCUGUCACUCACAAAAAUGGCAUAAAGAGCAACCAAAAUACUAUUUUUUAAAAAUAAUAGUUUGACAUGUUUGGAGGGAAAUAUAUCUAUUUACUUUCUAAGAGUUGAGGCCCUUACACAUGGCGGGCUGGACGGAUACACAACACAAAAAUGCAAAAUACUCACCCGCAUAAUAACUGUAUAUUCCUGUGACAGUUGCAACAAGUCUGUCAUUAUUGUGACAUUAGGACGUGAUGUAGAUUUUGCACAGCAUGAUUGGUUGAUGCCUUAACUCGAGGUCAGGAAAACCGACCUUGUUCCCCCAAAAACAUUAUGUUGAUUUUUUUGUUGUGUUUCGCUGCGUACUUGUGUUCCGUGUCAAAGUAUUCAUGAUAUCAAUCUCAAAUCAAAUGCACAAGGAAAAAAAAAUAUAUAACCAGCAGUCAGCUUGGGGAGUAUCACCAUAUUACAGUACACCACAGUAAAAAAUAAAGACGCUCAUCUUUCUAUUAAUCUGUUGUUAGAGAGGCUGUAUUGAGGAUGUAUUAUAUGUAGUGCACACCACGCGCCACCAGAGGUCAGUGUGGUGUAACAGGGGAUAACGUUACAGGACUGCAUAGAUCAGCCUCUCAUUGGGCGGAACGAGCCACCCGCUGAAGUCCCGCCCUACCACCUCCGGUUGCAGUUUUCAACACGUACUUUACUAACUUUUGCGGUGUUCGAUCUUGCGGGGAUGUAGCCAUUUUUCUGCCAUGGUUUGCGUCCUGUAGGCGAUAUUUUUGUGGGCAUGUUGCACCAAAACCUGUUUCCCCCCGGCAAUAUUUUUGCAAGCGCACCAUUGCUGUGGCACCGCCCAGAACGAUUGUGAUUGGUUGAAAGAAAUACAAGCGGCCGGGGUGUUUUUUUCUCCAAUCUUAAAGUGAGAGUCGGCCCAGCCAGACCUUUCUUUUCUUGAGAAAGGUCUGGUGAGCGAGACUACAGGACUGUAAACAGCAGGCUCGCAAAAAAUGCAUAUUUUCAAUCUAACUGUGAUUUAAGGGUUUACUUUGAUAAAACCAGAGUUUGUUAUUUAUGGAACAGGCACACUGAAUAACUAAACGACUAACCAAGAUGAUUUUGGUGAGUUUAAUUUUGUUUCUGUCAUGUUUGAAUGAAGCUAGUCGGUGGGUGUAUGACUGUAUUUUUCUGUUUAACAAGGAAAUUGUGUGUAAGAGAAUUACUUCCUUGACAUUUUCUGGAGUUUAUUGUUUAUUAGACCGAAGAAGAUAAGAGCACUUGCAGAAUGUUGGAAAGUCACAGAUGGGAGGUGGAGGUUAGUGCUGCAUGCUCAUAUCAUCAUAUACCGUAUACCCCGGUGAAAUUUCAGGAAGAAAGGAAAGUAUGAAAAAAUAGAUACUGCCCAAGCCUAGCCCUCGGUGUGUAAAGGCCUUUAGAUGUCUGUAUGGUACAUAUUACACUACAGCCAGAAGCCAUGUUAGCUUAGCUUAGCUUCAAGACUGGAAAUGGGGAAAUCCACCCAUGAGCACCUCUCAAGCUCAACGAUCGGCAUAUCAUAUUUGUUUAAUCCCAAACAGGUUUCACUGCGAAGUUGUUGAAAUGAUAAGCUGCCAGAAGUUAAGGCAGCAGAAGUCCGAGUGGUGCAGGAGGAAGGGAUGGUGGAUGGGUUCAACAAACCUCGACUUUCACCUGAGAGAGCGGUGUUCGUGUCCCGUAAGAUUAUAAAGCCAAAACCUGUUCCUUCUUCCUGAACCGAACCACGUGCAUUUAUUUUGAAAGACACUGUAUGUAAACAUUAAAUUUCCUGUGAAAACAGAAGUGUAUUUUUACAGAAGACAAUGCAUGUAACAAGCAGAACUUGACACGGUGUCCCAGAACGUCAACAACCGACACACCCAGGGUACCUUGCAAGUCGUAUCUGGACUUGUUAAGUCCAUGACCAAACGUUGAUAUGUGACGAGGUCGGAGUGAGAAUGUGUUGUUAAACCAUGAAAAAGACAAAAUUGUGGUUUUUCAGGGGGUUGUGCCAGACUAUUUCCUAUAUUGUUUCCUGUAUUGUUUUACCCAUGGACCUUUUCCCCUUGUGUGCUACCAUCAAGCUAAGCUAACUGUCUUCUGGCUGUAGCUUAAUAUCUAAUGCUUAGACAUGAAUUUUUUAAUUGUGUCAUCCAAGUCUCUGCCAGACAGUUUAUUUCCCAACAUGUUGAACUGUUCCUUUAAACCAACAUAGUGGCAGCCAUGCUUCCCACUGUACCAAUGUCCCCUGCAUCCAUUCAGUUAAAAUUUAUCUAUAAGAGUUACGGGGUUUAAACAAAUGAGUUCAUCCUUACACAAAGCUCUUAUAUCCCUCAGCCGCCCGCUCACCAGAGCAGUGUUUCACCGGCUGCAUCUGUUUGUCUGUUUUGACUGAAUCGGACUCUUUUUGGCCUCAUUGGAACAAUAUGUGUGGUGACAUGGGGAUGUGGGUUCUGGUUCUGUAAAAGCAGGGGUUUGGGGAAUGGGGGUCUGGUUUGGGGUUUCCUUAGUCAGUGGUUUUUUUUAAAGUAGAUCUGAGUUCUGGCCUGUUUUCGGAUGAUGAUGAACAGUUUGUGAAAGUCUUCAAAAGCUAUAAAAAUCAAUGUGAUUAACAGGCUGGACAGGAGGUGGCUUUUAAUUUAUUUCCUCCUUCUCCAACUUCCAAAUGUGUUUUUGUUGUUGUAUGUCUAUAAAUACAUUUUGAAAUGUCUAUUUUGGGCUGUUUUUGUCAAAGCAGCUCUGGAAAAAACAGGUUUGUGUUUGCUGUCGUCUCAACAACACCAACAGGACUAACAAGGAAAGGAAGCAAAUUCAAAUUUGGCUGAAGGGUUGUGUUGGGAAUGUCAUUUCCUCUUUGACCUCUGUCUAAAAGGCCAGAUUUAACCUCAGGGGGAGGGCUGUCCACCUGACUGUCUCACUAUCUCAAUAUCUGCCCUGCUUUGUUUUUUCUGUCGGGAGGAAGAACUCAAACUGGCUGGGUGGCAAAUGAACAUCUCACCCUCAUCUACAGCUGUUUAGAUUUACAGACCACAGCUCAUUCAUGUGGCUCAGUGAUGGUGAUGAAACAUCCUGCUCUGCUCUCCCUCCCUGAAAGUGGCAUCAGUCGCUCUGAACACCUACCAAUCAAAACAGCAGAUGUGCACAUGAAAAAAUAGCCAAUUACGCUGCCGGUGGAUCGACAAACAAGCAAGUGCCGCUCAUGAAAUGCAACUUUUUAUGUGCCUCACCUCUGUGGAAGACCAAACCUCAAAAAAACAAGUUGCUGGAACUCACCCAGACAGAUGAUGUGUCUGUAAAUAGUAAUGAUUUCACAAUAAAGUCUAA
Epinephelus fuscoguttatus (brown-marbled grouper) is the source of this 5086-nucleotide messenger RNA. It is a transcript of the gene cfap299, whose product is annotated as cilia and flagella associated protein 299. NCBI's taxonomy places the organism in Eukaryota, Metazoa, Chordata, Actinopteri, Perciformes, Serranidae. The transcript is spliced from 6 exons. The record is from RefSeq and is a predicted model, not a curated record. The coding region runs from base 15 to 722 and encodes 235 amino acids.